Molecule: messenger RNA, 1898 nt
Organism: Lepisosteus oculatus (spotted gar)
Lineage: Eukaryota; Metazoa; Chordata; Actinopteri; Semionotiformes; Lepisosteidae
Gene: tpbg1b
Product: trophoblast glycoprotein 1b
Biological process (GO): negative regulation of canonical Wnt signaling pathway
Cellular component (GO): plasma membrane
Molecular function (GO): protein binding
Source: RefSeq, a predicted model, not a curated record
GUUUAAUCCCAUUGUUUGAGAGAGAUCUCCGCACCAACCACCGUGAGCAUCAAACACUGAGGUGGCCAGCUCGCUGCUUUCACAUGGAAAUCAGGCUGAGCAGUUCACACACAAGAGCCUCUGAGAUGCAAAAGGCGUCCGCCAGACCAGCACUCCAGACGGCACGCAGCGCAGGGGACGAGUUCUGAGACAAGUUUCACCGCGGAAACCGAAGCAGACCCGCAAUCUCCUCUCGCUGUUACUUUCUGACCAGGAGCUAAGCUUUUAAAAAAAUAUAUUUCGCUGUAUUAAGCGCGUCCGGAGUCGGGCGCAACAGCAGCGCGCUCGGACCCAGUUUGCUCAGCGGCGGGCGGGGGUAUUUCAAAUUAAAGAACAUGAGAAGCUAGUUUCAGGAGCCGCAUUGAAAAGACCUCAAAAACGUUUAAUUUCCGUUACUUUUUUCUGGUUCUUUUUUUUUGUGGUUUUGCUUAAAUCUACCCACAGACAACUACUUUUACCGAAGAAAGUAACAGGUUUUAUUUAUUUUUUUAUUCUCAAUUAGUGGUUGUUGUUAGGGUUUUUUUUUUUUGGUGUGUGUGUGUGUUCCGUUCAAAAUGUUCAGCGCCGUCGUCCGAGUGAGCCUGUGCGCGCUGCUGCUCUCGCCGGGGCUGUGCGGCGCCUGUCCUUUCCCGUGCGAGUGCUCGGAGGCGGCCAGGACGGUGAAAUGCGUCUUGAAAGACCUGAAAGACAUUCCCGCGGGCAUCCCGGGGUACACGAGGAACCUCUUCAUCACGGGGAACCAGAUCAGACGAAUCGGGCCGAAGUCGUUUCAGGGGCUGGAAAACGUCACCACGCUGUCUUUGAGUAACAACAGGAUCAACACGGUGGAGUCGCGGGCGUUUGCCGGCCUCCGCAGCCUGCGGUCCCUGGACCUCAGCACCAACCAGCUCUCCGGCAUCCACCCCGAAGCCUUCCUCCUGGAGAACAGCUCCCUGCAGGAGCUGGAUCUCAGCCAGGCUCUCUACAACCACUCGGCCGUCACCCCGCUGGCCUCCUCCCUGCGGCUGGGGGGGGGCCGGGGCCUGGGGCGGCUACUCCGGCUGGACCUGUCCGACAACGGGCUGAUCUUCCUGCCGCCGGGCAUGUUCGCCAACCUGUCGGGCCUGCAGCAGCUGGACCUGAGCAACAACUCCCUGGUGGCCAUCAUGGACUCCACGUUCCUGGGCCUGGACCUGCGCAAGCUGGACCUCAGCCUGAACGCCUUCAAGACCUUCAAGGAGGACAGCCUGCGGGAGCUGGGGGGACAGAGGCAGGCCCAGAUCCUGCUCAGGGACAACCCCUUCGUGUGCAACUGCGACGUCGAGGACUUCGCCCGCUGGCUCAACUCCACCAGCGGGGUGCCGGACGCGGACAGGCUGGUGUGCGUGGACCCCAGGGAGCUCCACAACGUGUCCCUCCUGAGCCUGGGGGAGCUGGCAUUGGAGUGCCACGCCAGCAAGGGCGCCGACCUGGCCCUGCAGACCUCCUACGUCUUCCUCGGCAUCGUGCUGGGCAUCGUGGGGGUCAUCUUCCUCUUCGUCCUCUACCUCAACCGGAAAGGGAUCAAAAAGUGGAUCUACGAAACUAGGGACGCCUGCCGGGAACUCAUGGAGGGGUACCAUUAUCGGUACGAGAUCGAGUCUGACCCCCGACUGGCACAGAUCUCCACCACCUCUUCAGACUUGUGAUACCGAGCACCCUGGGGCCCACGCCCUCUCUUCCUCUCCUUCUGCAUAAGGAUUUUUCAAAUGGAUUUACAGGGAUUUAUUAGACUGGUAAAUACACGUACGCUAUCUGUAUAUAAAUGUAUAAAUUUCGAAAAUGCACAACUUUUUUCUGGGGGAAGCAUGUUCCAAAUUGCAUUUUCCUUUUCAACUUUU